This is a messenger RNA of Vanessa atalanta (red admiral), 2727 nucleotides long. It is a transcript of the gene E(z), whose product is annotated as histone-lysine N-methyltransferase E(z). Gene Ontology annotation, biological process: chromatin remodeling. The coding region runs from base 140 to 2380 and encodes 746 amino acids. The record is from RefSeq and is a predicted model, not a curated record. The transcript is spliced from 15 exons. Lineage: Eukaryota; Metazoa; Arthropoda; Insecta; Lepidoptera; Nymphalidae. Gene Ontology annotation, molecular function: protein binding; histone H3K27 methyltransferase activity.
CUCUGUGUCACCGGGGCGCGCAAGUUAUUGUUUAAUCAAUAAAUCAUUAAAAUUGUAUUUUUAAGUUAGCGGUUUUAUGUAUGAUUGGAUAAAAGUAAAGUUUGUUAGAAUUGCCUAUUUGUAAAAAUAAAUUUGCCAUAUGAGCAAAUCUAAGGUAUCAGCAGAAUGGAAGAAACGAGUAAAGACGGAGUACAUGCGCCUUCGUCAAGUAAAGAGAUUCAAGCGGGCUGACGAAGUGAAAGUGGCAUGGGCUCGGAAUUUGCGUUUAAUGUCCGAGGCAAUAGAAUCUCGCGAAAAUGAGUUUUCAGAGCGUGGACGUCGACCGUUCUGGCCUCCUCCUGCACCAAGCUCAAGCCAUGAGACUCUUAUGAAGCGAGCUGAAAUUACACAUACGGAUGGUACAGGCGUGGUAACAACACAGCAAGUACCAAUCAGAAUAAUAAAUUCUGUUAAUCCAAUACCAACCAUGUAUACCUGGGCGCCAACACAAAAGAACUUUAUGGUCGAAGAUGAGACUGUACUCCACAACAUUCCAUACAUGGGAGAUGAGGUGCUGGACCAGGAUGGUACAUUCAUCGAGGAGCUCAUAAAGAACUACGAUGGGAAAGUGCAUGGUGACAAAGAAGGUGGUUUCAUAGAUGAUCAGCUUUUUGUAGACUUGGUUCAUGCACUAGUAGCUUAUCAGACGAAGGAAGAAGUUGCUGAGGAAAGAAAGGAGAGGGAAUUGCGUAAUUCAAAAGAAGAGAAAGAGAAGGAAGCUCCAAAGGACCAAGAGGAAAAGGACAAGGACAAGAAGGAAGUCAAGGACGGCGAAAAGAAAAUUAUACACGAGAAACAGUUCCCGAUAUUCAUCAUCUUCCAGGCCAUCGGCUCCCAAUUCCCGGACAAGGGGACCGCCCAGGAGCUCCGAGAGAAGUACAUCGAGCUGACGUCCCGCAGCGACCCCAACGCGCUGCCGCCCGAGUGCACGCCCAACAUCGACGGGCCGCUGGCCGAGUCCGUGUCGCGCGACCAGACCAUGCACUCCUUCCACACGCUCUUCUGCCGCCGCUGCUUCAAGUACGACUGCUUCCUGCACCGCCUACAAGCGUGUCACCCGCGACCGAAUCUAACCAAGCGGAAGGGCCCAGACCUGAAGCCCUUCUCCGAGCCGUGCAGCCCGAGCUGCUUCAUGUUGCUGGAGGGCGUGCGCGAGCAGCUGGCGCGCGAGGCGGCGGACGACAAGCCGCUGGCGCUGGACUCGCCCAACGACGCCUCCUCCGAGGACAGCAACGACAGCAACCGCUACCAGAAGGGUAGCAACAGUAACUCCAGCAACAGCAACUGGAGCACGAAUGGAAUCAACAAGCCCGCCGACUCUCCGGCAGAAGCGACUUAUAAUGCCCUCGGCCUGACCGUGGGCGACGAAUCCGAGUGGACGGGCUCGGACCAGUCGCUGUUCCGGUCGCUGCACAAGGUGUUCCCGGCCAACUACUGCGCGAUCGCGCAGGUCAUGCUGUCCAAGACCUGCCAGCAGGUGUACCGGCACUGGACGGAGACGGGCCGCGAGAGCUGCGGCGUGCAGGCCGAGUGCACUCCGCCGCGCAAGAAGAAGAAGAAGCACCGCCUGUGGUCCGUGCACUGCCGCAAGAUCCAGCUCAAGAAGGACUCCGCCUCGCACCACGUAUACAACUACACGCCGUGUGAUCACCCUAACCAGCCCUGCGACAACAUGUGCCCCUGUCUUCAGUCACAGAACUUCUGUGAGAAGUUUUGUCAAUGCAGUAGCGACUGCCAGAACCGCUUCCCCGGCUGCCGCUGCAAGGCGCAGUGCAACACGAAGCAGUGCCCGUGCUACCUGGGCGUGCGCGAGUGCGACCCCGACCUGUGCACGGCGUGCGGCGCCGACGCGCCCGCGCCGCCCCUCGCGCCGCCGCUCGCGCAGCGCCUGCCGCUCUACUGCCGCAACGUCUCCGUGCAGAGGGGCCUGCACAAGCACCUGCUGCUGGCGCCGUCGGACGUGGCCGGCUGGGGCAUCUUCCUCAAGGAGGCCGCGCACAAGAACGAGUUCAUCUCGGAGUACUGCGGCGAGAUCAUCUCGCAGGACGAGGCGGACCGCCGCGGGAAGGUCUACGACAAGUACAUGUGCUCCUUCCUGUUCAACCUCAAUAAUGAUUUCGUGGUGGACGCGACUCGCAAGGGGAACAAGAUUCGCUUCGCCAACCACUCUAUCAACCCGAACUGUUACGCCAAGGUGAUGAUGGUGAACGGCGACCAUCGCAUCGGUAUUUUCGCCAAGCGCGCCAUACAGCCUGGAGAGGAGUUGUUCUUCGAUUACAGAUAUGGACCAACAGAACAGCUGAAAUUCGUUGGGAUCGAAAGAGAGAUGGAAUUUUUAUGAGAACAAACCAAGCAAAGACCAGAAUGACCAAAAUGUUGGUCUAAAAGUGACUGAUAUGUCGUGUCUGGUUAAACUGUUAUGGUGACAAUUUCAAGUUGAUUUUCAUUUGUUUUCAUGGACUAACUGUUACUUUCAAGAUUAUAAGUAGACUUAACUAUUUGUUGAUCUGAGAUGGGAGUAUAGUUGGGAAAUUUAAUUAUAAGGAUUUUUUUCUACAUCAUAAUGUUGUAUUGUAACUUAUUGGAUUAUAUAGAUUAAGUUUUAUUGUUAAGUAUAUAUUGAUUGUUAUUUACAAUUAAAAAUGUAAUUCGGAUUUAGCAACCUUUACAAUCUCAACAUUUUUUAUG